CAGGCUGCUGCUGUUGCGUAAUUCGUGAGAAUGGACAAAGAAGACGACUUUGUCAUCCACACGGAGCAUAAAAGACAAAGACUGGAGGUUGCAACCGAUGGCAAUGGUUGCUGUGAUGUGACCUGCAGAACACAUUCACACGGCUCCAGCCUUCCAAAAGCUGAACCCCCCAAAGACUCUAAGACAGAUGCAAUGUGUGACGCAGUUAAAACUACAAAUUUUAUGGGUAAAAUAGGUGAUGCUGUGAAACUGUGCAAGCACGUGACUGAAGAACCUCGUGACGCUGUCAAGUUCUGGCCUGGCCGCAGCACUGCGCCUAUGCCUGAAGACACCAGGCAAAUGUUGCACAUUUGCAAUAUAAUUUAUAAGCACUAUAUAGAGGCAAGCGAAGAGAAACGUUUACAAGACAACAAGGGCACACAGUCUAGUCACAUCAUUUGGAACCUGCCUGAAACAAAUGAGUUGCCAGAAGUGAAAUGUAAAAUAGAAGCAGUGCAUGAUGAAACACAAACAAAAUACGAGGGUCAGAUCGAUGCAUCUACUGAAAGUAUAAUAAACAGUAACUUCACACAGGGUGGUGUAAAUGGUUUACAACUUUCUGAAAAAGGAAACGAUAAUGCAAAAGACAACAUGUUUUCCAGUAAAGAAGAAACUGGUAAUGUAAAUAUUGCUGACGAAAAUUACAGCAAAAGUUGUUGCCUGCCUGACAGCGCAGAUAUUUGUACAGCAUCGCAGGAGCCAAGGGCACCCACAAUUUCACCACAAGACCGUAUUUCUACAUCAUCUGUUAAUAUGGAAACCAACACAGUUACCAAUGGAUCAAACCAGAACCAAAGUGGCAAGGAAGCCCAAAUGAAUGGACUUGAUCGUGUCAACAAAACACAUCAAGUGGAUGAUGAAAAAGUGUGCAAACAGCUACAUGAUAAAUCUGCUGAUGCUGCUGCAAUCAGUUCAGUUAGCUUAUUUAUGUCUGAAACACAUAUGGGUAUUACCAAUAUACAGAAAAUAAGUGAUAUUAAAUACACAACAGACCCAAACAAACCUAUUCAAGAACUUGGACAGCUCAAAGUGCAAUUGCCAUCAAAUCUAAGUGAACGAUACUGCAGUCAAGAUAACAUAUUUAUUCCAUCAUGUAGCGUGACUCGUGUUCCAAUUCUCACUCUAAAUUUUGAGAAAAAUAAUGCUCAUCCAUCAAACACUGUGGAGCAAGAAAACAUCUUGGUCACCAGCAAAAACCCUGAUGUAACUACUUCAAACAAUAAUAGCAACUCACUCUCUGAAAGCAUUGAUGAUAUAAGUGUGGCUGAACAAAAUGAUAUCAACUUAAAACCCAUCACAACAGACCUCUGUAAAGAUGGCAAUAUCGACGAAGCUCAUGAAGGUGUGGACUGCAGUGUGAGUUCCGGUUAUUCAACAGGCAACAUUUAUGUGGGUAAAACAUCACCAUACCUGGUUAAUGAAAACAACAUACAAUGUGACUUUGUGAAUAAAAAUGCAUUAAUAAAUAAAACGUCAAGUUUUUACCGUAGCACUAAAUUCAACGGCGGAUGUAUCAAUGCAAAUGUAAACCCAUGGCAUCUCGUAGGUGACCACUUCGUCAUGCACAACGCGGAAGAUUUAAACUCUGAUUUUUUAUUUGCACAGGAUUCCCACAAAGCAGCUAUAUGUGCUGAAGAUUGUGAAGGAGAGAUCUACCAUGAGUCCAACCACGCUAAAUUACUCACUCUGAGUAAUAAGGAUCUUAACAAUGUGAGUGUGACGCAAAUUGCCCAGAGCAAGAGUGUUGCUAUCCAAAGUUGUAAGUGUUUACCUGACUUAAACUUAAACAGCAUAUGCAGUUCCUGUGUAAGAAAUGUCCCUCCUUUCAGUGAUCAAAGUAAACUUUACAAAGUAGAUCCUGAAGAUAUGACUUCAUGUCAAGUGGUGUGUGUGAAAGAUAAAUUAGAUAUAUCUUGUGCAAGAAAAUUCAGAGAUGUGGAUGAUAGGAGCACAACUGGAGGACAGAGAGAAAUGCACAUUGAAGGGUUAACAUCGGGUACAAACACGUUUUUGGAAACCAAAGAAGCAGUACAUGAACAAGACGGCGGGAGCACAAGAUAUGAUUUUAUGAAACGCAACGAUCAAAGCAAAAACAUUGUCUUAUCCGGUGCAGAUAGAAAUGAAACGGAUCCAAUUAAUCGUGCAAAAUAUGUUGAUUAUUUAAACCAAGAGCGUCAUGAAGUAUAUUUAGUCCAAAAACUAAAUCCCACAAAGAGUAGCAUUUCAGAUGGAGAAAUAGAACCCAGUGAUGUGAAUGAGGUUUACAGUGAUCCUAUCGGCAACACAGAAGUGAACACACAUGCAUCAGAUUUAAUAUUGAAAAGCAAGAACAUUAAAAGAAUUGGGUUUGACAAUUUGUGUUUGUCAUAUCAACUUGAUGACAAUUUUAUAGAUGAAUCCUGUAUUUAUGACUAUAACACUAAAAUAAUAAACGAUGAUGCUUUCACAAGGCAUACAGAUAUUACCAAACUGUCAAUACAUUAUACGAAUAACAACAUAUUUUCAACUGGCAGUAUCAUUAGAGGGAGUGACUCGGAGGCAAAAGGCAUGACAGAACCUGGCUUACAGCAUACACCACACGCAAGAACCGAUUGUAUACAGUUACACCCCGAUGAUUCAUUGGAAGUGAGGGAAGCGUUUAUUUUGGACACGAAUGAAAAAAUAACACAGAUUGUUCCAUACCAUAAUUCUCCUUUGGAAACUUCCAGCGCACCAAUAAAUGAUGCAGCAUCAAACCAUGAACAGAUUGUACCAAGCUAUGAUUCGGAGUAUUCAGAAAUUCUUUGUGCACCAGAAAACAAUGCAGAGUCGAACCAAUAUUCACCAAUAAACACGCUUUUUAUUAACCCUAAUACAAAAGAAUGCAUUAAUGAAAAUGGAAAAAAUGACAAGUGCAACAAUAUCUUAAGAAUGGAUCCUCCCAUUAUAAAAGACAUGUUACCAAUAGAUGAAUGCGAUCAUCUGGGCAAAACACAACCGUGCUGUCAGUAUAAGAAAUUAUUUAACAUUGUGAUUGAAGAGCUGAAACACUUUCAUGAAGCGAACAAUGAAAUGCAGCGCAAUGAAUCUGAGCAAGCAUCCGCAGCAACCACAGAAGAUGCUUAUUUGAUUGAUGCCACUCGUAGUUACUCAAUAACAGCAGCGUGCAGCCGUGUGCAACAGCCAGAAGCCAUCCUACCAGACGUGGAGCAUUUUGGCUUGGACAGGAAACCCAGAGCCACCGUUUCUACAGUGUCACCGCUGACAUGUGAUCUGUCCGGACAGGAAGAUGAUGCAAGUAAUGUGUUCUCUCCUAUCAAAGGAGACCACCAAUGGAAAUCAGCAUAUUCCUUUACAUCACCUGCAUAUGAUGAUCAUCAACAGCCUUUGUGUACAGGAACUUUGCCAAAAGAAGAUGUACCGGUGAAUAGAGUUGCUCCGCUAAACACUUGCACUGGACUCCGCCGACUAGGCUUAUCCAAAUACGCAAAAGUAAAACGGCUGCAUCCAUACCUCAACUAAUAUUAUUCUCUACUUUACACUCCCUUUAGUGGCUCUAGACCCAGAUUUAUAUUUUCUGCAUUCCAUAUAUUGUGAGUUACCAGCAGACCUGUUUUCAAAUGCUCUUUCUGAGUGAAGUUUUGGACAUUCUCGGACAGAUCAUUUUCUCCCAUAAGCUAGGAUUGAACAGCAUUUACUGGAUGUACAAGUAUAAGUAGCAAAAUGUGCUUGUGAAAUUAAAACACAUUUUCAUUGGACAUAAGUAAUGUGGAUACAGUAUAGUGUGGAAAUAAUGAUCUCUUUAUUUCUUGUUGCAUUAUCUUGAAGCGUUAAUCCAUAUAUUCAUAUACUUCUCAUUAUGUCGUUUUGUGGUGUUUUAUUCAUGUUACACUUAUCCCAUUAUUAUUUAAAUAAUUAAUCCUUUAACAUGCUAUUUUACCUUGGAGAGCCUUACUGAGUUUCAUGACUUUUUCAGGAGGGUCGUGCCAUACCUUCGCAACAAUGGUGAAUAAUUUGCGUACAUUUUUAAAUUGUGACAAAUUUAGACCAUUAACCAUAAUAACAUGUUUUUUUUACUAAAUGUGUCGUUUAAUGUACAUUGUGAUGACAUCACCUUUACUCUAACCCAAAAACACCAUUGUUAUGGAUAAUAUUCGUCGCGAAAGCCUACGUGUUAGACCAUUAAGCUGACACACAAUAGCCUACACUUGUGAAUUAAUGACAUCACGAAAUUUUUUACAUCCACUGUGAAGCAGGCGACAUGUCGUACGGUAUAUUUAUGGCUUAUAUGCCCACAAUAUUAAUCAGGGAGGCCACUGGAUUCAAACCGUAAAACCUCCACAACAAGCGGUGAAUACGCUCCCGCUGGGCCAUCUCACCGCCCACGUAAGUGUCUUAUGUUAAUGCAGAAUAUUUCCUUCGUUCUGAGAUCUCAAUGUAUGUAUUAUGUUGACUUCUUUUCGCACCGUACGAAGCCAACCGUGCUAAUCGGAGGUGUGGGGGAAGGUCAACAGUUAGGACAUAUGUCAAUUUGGAUCUGUUGUACCAUGUUUUGGACCUUGUUACAAUAUUUUAAUAUACCAUUUGUUAAAUGUUUAUGGAAAAUUACAAAAUAAAAUGCUUUAAAUGUUUCCCCUCUGCAUUCCCUGUGCUAAAUACAUUAUUACGAAAUAAUUAUAAGAAAACAAAAUAUU
Lethenteron reissneri (Far Eastern brook lamprey) is the source of this 4712-nucleotide messenger RNA. RefSeq lists its product as uncharacterized. The record is from RefSeq and is a predicted model, not a curated record. Lineage: Eukaryota; Metazoa; Chordata; Hyperoartia; Petromyzontiformes; Petromyzontidae.